Elaeis guineensis (African oil palm) is the source of this 962-nucleotide messenger RNA. RefSeq lists its product as uncharacterized. The record is from RefSeq and is a predicted model, not a curated record. NCBI's taxonomy places the organism in Eukaryota, Viridiplantae, Streptophyta, Magnoliopsida, Arecales, Arecaceae.
ACUAGUGAAGGGCCCUGUUGUGGUUUAUAUCUAAAGGUGGUGAUGGGGGCCAUUCAACUUUUCUGGUGUUGUUCAAAUCUAGUUUUCAGCAGUCAGCUCUUAUCACUCCGUUGUAAGGAAUCCUGCCAAAGCAAAAGCAUGCUACAAUAAAGAAAAGAAAGAGGAAAGGAAAGGACCACAUUGCCACUCUAGAAUCUCUUCACAAACUCUAGCUGAAGCCACACCACUCUGUUCCACAGAUGAACUCCAUCGCUCCCAUCCUCCAACUCUCCCAUGUUUCUCCACUCCUUGUUCAUGCAAGAUCAAAAGAUUCAACAAGCAAGAAAGCCGUGGUACCAAAGAUUGAUGCAGAUUGUGAUUUUAUGGAAGCAUGCAACAAAGUCGCCAGGAACAAAAUCUGAUGGAAUUCCAGCAAAUUCCAACAAACCAAAGCUAAGGAAAUGUACUUCUCUAAGGGUAGCCUCUUCAUUCACUCGAGUCUGUCUCUGUGCUCCCAUCUCUUCAUACACCGAGGUGUUUCGAGCCGAUGUCCCUCCAAGAAGAAGCUGCAGCUUGUCGAGAUCGAAAUCUUUUGUGGCUCCUGAUAGAAUCAUGACUGCCAGAACCUCGGUGGAAGGUCGGAGAGUUUUCAGGGGGAAGUCGUUAACCGAUGACACCUUGAUGAGGAGAUUUGUGGUGGAAGAGGAAGCAAUGAUGCAGCUGAGGAGGAGGAACCAGAUGGAAUUUGUGACAAAGAGGAAUGCCAUGAGAAGGAAAAAGCUUGGGCCCAGUCCUCUUAGAAUGAUGGUCAUGGCUGGAGAAGAGUAGUUAUUAAUUUUUAACAGAUACUAUGGCAUCUCUGUUUUAGUUGUCCUUGAAAUUGGCAAGUAGCUGAACUCCUCCAAAUGGAGCUUGCUUUCAUUUCUUCAUAAGAACAUGAUAUAAAAAGAAAUUAUCUUUUUUAUUGGAUAGAAAAAAUGUAU